GGUGGGGAGGGGUGGGGCCGAGCUGGGGCGGCUGCCCUGAGCGGUCUUGGCAUCGGGUCCCGCGGCUCUGCUGCCGGCCACGUCCCCACGCCGGACCGCGGGCGCUUUCCCCCCGCCCGAGGGCCGCCGGGCCGCCGCAAGGCCUGCCGCGCCCGGCAGUGAUCACCAGCCACACUGGUUGGGGGAAGAGGCGGUGAUGGGAGCCAUCAGAGGUUUCCUGAGAGAUCCAUCGAGUUCCCUGAGAUAGUUCAAGAUAUGCUCCAUGAGCACACACACCUCGUGUAUCUAAUUGUGUGUGUGGUUGCACACAUGCACAGGAGCACGUGCUCUUUUUCAAACCCUAGAUGCAUCUUUUACCAGAGUGGAGCAUCUGCCUGGAUCCCACCUGCGCCAUAGAGCAUGCCAUGGCCUGGGAGUGCCCUGCAAAGCUGCCCUCGCCUCCCGCAAAGCCAGACCUCACCCUGCGAGCCCUCAGUGCCAAGCCCUCAGCUCUCCAAGGAAGAUGGCCCAGCUUGGGAGCGCGCCCUGAACAGCUGCCUCUCGUCCCUUGGCCAAGCAACAGGGAGCCCUUAGCAGCCUGAGGCGUGGCCAGCUGGGAGCCUCGGGGACCACCCAGCCUCGCUCCCGGCCCACCUGCAAGAUGUGGACAGCCCUCGUGCUCGUUUGGGUUUCCUCCUGGUCCUUAUCCGAAAGCCUGCACACAUCCAAGCAUCCACUCCUCAACCAAACGUGGGACCAUUUGGAGAAAAACUCAUCCGUGGAAACAGCGACCGAAGUCUUGAACAUGACAGCUGAGAGAAUGACCCCGGCGACACCGCCUCCUGUCACGCUGACCAGAGGGACUUGGGGAGGCGACCACACCUCUCCUGCAGUCACAGCAGGGGCAACACACAGGACAGACGUGGGCACUUCUGCGACGGCUGGAGGGACCCGGGCCGGAGCCGCCUCCAGGCCGCCCGUGCCGCCCGCCCCAGUAUCUGCCUGGAGGACCCCAUCCGUACCUGGCACGUGGUCGCCCGGCAACGGCACGUCAUCUAGGCCAGCGACGGCCAUGCUGCCCACCACACGCACACCGGCCACAAGUGCCCAGCCCGCUGCCACGACCCCCACAAAUGUCAGCAGCCCCGCAGGCUCACACGGUCCUCCCGGGCCCACCGCCAGCCUGACACCCUCGAGUCCCCAAGUACUCAGUGAGUCCACGCAGGGCCCCACCAUCCAGGCGCCAACGCCGACGUCCCGGACUGUGGAUGACACAGCACAGAGGCCCACACCCACCCUCUUAAACACAACCCCGGAGCCCACCUCCGCCUCUGUGGCUUCCAUGUCCACGACCAUGGGCACUACAACCAAGGCCCCCAAGCCGACCGUCAGCACAGCGGCAACCUCCACACCUCACACCAGCCCAGCCCCUGCGGUGGAGGCCACGACCCCCACGACACGGCCCAGCCCUGCCACAUCCACGCCGGGGGCCGCAGGGCCAGGCAUGACUCAGACGCCGGAGCAGGCCGAGCCUGCGGCCACGCCUGGUACUACUUCCCCAGGGCCAACCCCUGGGGACUCUAAGGUGCCACCCACAGACUCGUGCCAGCCGAGUACCCAGGGCCGGUACCUGGUGGUCUCCAGCGAGCCCCUGGCCCUGUCCUCAGUGAACAGAAGUUUCCUCCUGGCGGUGCUCUUGCUGGGGGUCACCCUCUUCAUCACCGUCCUGAUCCUGUUCGCCCUGCAGGCCUACGAGAGCUACAGGAAGAAGGACUACACGCAGGUGGACUAUCUCAUCAACGGCAUGUACGCCGACUCCGAGAUGUGACCUGCGGGCCGGGUGGGCACCACACUUAGCCGGGCCUGGGCCAGGCCCCUUGUGCCCUCCUUCCGGGUUGCCUCUGAGGCCAAACCAAGUGCUUCCAGAUUCUUUUGGUGCAAUUUAGGAGACAUGCCAGAUGCUUAAACACAUUUAAUUGCUGUCAAGAUUAAUUCCAUGAUCACUAAAGAGCGGCUGCUUUUUUCAUAUUUAUUUUUGUAACGAUCAUGUUGACACAGGGCCAGUGGUUCUGCCUCGGGAUGGGGUGGGUGGGCCCCCGGGGUGGGUCCUGACCUGAAUUAAAGCAAUGACCCCUUUCCACUCA
Molecule: messenger RNA, 2123 nt
Organism: Bubalus bubalis (water buffalo)
Lineage: Eukaryota; Metazoa; Chordata; Mammalia; Artiodactyla; Bovidae
Gene: C5H11orf24
Product: chromosome 5 C11orf24 homolog
Exons: 5
Coding region: 641-1807 (388 amino acids)
Cellular component (GO): Golgi apparatus
Source: RefSeq, a predicted model, not a curated record